GGAAAUCAAACUAAUUCCACACCAGAAGAAGAAGAGCGGAAACUGCAAACAUAAACAUGGAGCACAAGAUUAACAAUAAAACUGCUACAGAGGCAAAUUAUAUCGAUGAAAGUGCCAGUUUCCCUCAUGUUACAGCUGUUGCUACAGGGUGGAUGCUGGACUUCCUGUUUGUAAGUCUGUGUCGUCGUUUCAAGGAAGGCAAGCUUGAUGAAUUCAACGAAACGCUUUCGGCUUUCGAGGCCAUUUCUCAGAGUCCAUGGCUUAAAGAAGACCUCUAUAGUGAGAAAACGAUGAUAUGUGCAUUCCUUGCAAGAGUCAUGCAUGGAAAGCAGUUGGAUGUCCAGUUUGAGGAGGACGACCAUGUGAUGCCCCUGAUGUCUGCUGCCGAAAUAUGGUCAAAACUAAAAGACACAGUGGAGGAUGAAAGCAUGUUCAAAAACAUCGAGAUUCUUUUGCUUGUCCAGACUGUAGCUGUGUGUCUGGAGAAAGGCAAAAGAUCUUCUGCCUCCUCUGCCCUUAAGUGGCUGGAGAAUAACCAUGACUUCCCACAGAACCUGGGAGUCAAGCUGAAAACAAUAGUGACACAGAGGGAAACUUACCACCCAUUCCUCAUGAGCUUCAGCUUUAGCCGCCUGCAGGAGACCAUCCAGUCCUACUUGGAUGCUUACCUGGAGAAGAAUCCCUCUGACUAUCUUCUAAAGGCAGCCACUAAGAAGGUCCUGUCAUCUCAGAACACUGAGGGUUUGGAGGAUGUGGUGACACAUGACAACUCUCACUCAGAGACAGCCAACAAACCUGAAGCCAACGAAGCAAAGAAGCAUCAAAAUAAAAAGGAGGGUACUGCAGGUUUGAGGAGAAAACGGAAGAAACUACUCUUAACUAAAAUUACUGAUGUAUGGAAACCUGAUUCAUGCAAGAAGCCCUGUGUCUCUGUCAGAAGACUUUCCCCAAAUGAGAUAUCUCCGAUAACGUCUGAGGAGCCAAAGGACAACAGAAACACCCAAAAAAGAAGAAAACCACCUGAGAAAUGGACACCACAACUGGACAAAUACCUCAAGGACGGUGUUAAACGUCACGGCAUCGGGAAAUGGUCUCUCAUAUUGAUGGAUUAUGACUUUCAAGGACGCACUGGAACCAUGCUCAAAGACCGCUGGAGAGUUUUAGUGAGGGGAUAUCAAGUCGGCUAAAGACAGAGAAGUCCCUCCCCCCACCCCACCUCACCUCAACUUGUACAAUGUAGCAAUUUUCCCUGUAAAUAAAAUAAUUUGUUUAUCUGUCCCACUUUAAUUACUGAAAAUGUUCCCUUAUGUCAGUGGCAUGUUAUACUAUGCUGCUGCUAUUUGCACAAAUAAAAUGUACCACUAGAGGGCACUCAACACAGAACAGUAAACUGGGCUAUUUGCAUUGCUUUCUGUGCAAAAUCUGUAACCGCCUCUUUAACUUGUUUAAAACAUGGGAUUACAUAGUUCACUCAAUUUAAUAUUUUCAGCUGAUUGUGUGAUAUAUUUUACUGCUGCUUUGUUUUAGAAAAUAAUAAUAAGAAUGCACUGUUGUGUCCUCUAUGAUGGGGAAAAUUUCAUGCUAUUUUUUCCCUUUUUUAAAUAAAUGCAUCAUUAAGUCACAAUGUAACAUUUUUUUCUUAUUUUAAGUUAAAUAGUUUUGUCAAAAUUGUAACAAAAAUGAUUACAACAGUGGCUUAUUACAAUAAAAAUGAACAAAAUCAA
This is a messenger RNA of Lates calcarifer (barramundi perch), 1724 nucleotides long. It is a transcript of the gene terf1, whose product is annotated as telomeric repeat binding factor (NIMA-interacting) 1. The record is from RefSeq and is a predicted model, not a curated record. Gene Ontology annotation, cellular component: nucleus; chromosome, telomeric region. Lineage: Eukaryota; Metazoa; Chordata; Actinopteri; Centropomidae. Gene Ontology annotation, molecular function: protein homodimerization activity; telomeric repeat DNA binding. Gene Ontology annotation, biological process: telomere maintenance.